GUCAUUCAAUCUGAUUGAUACCGUCUAAAUUAUAACAAUGAAAAAUUCUUGUUAAAAUAAUAAAAAAUCAAUAAUGUAAUUCCAUCCUUUCUUCCAUAACUACGAUGAAGUAAUUAGUGAAACACAUCUACUGAGACUAUGAGUGGGACUAAUGCAGCAGAGCAGGACUGUGAGUGUUUCGCGGAAUCUCGCACCAAGAAAGCUUGUCCUACACCGCGCAACGUGACGCACCCUCUGCGCUACUAUGAGUUUACCCAGGAGGAGAUGAGAGCGCUGGAGGAGUGCGACAGAGAGAGCUUCUUCCAGCGCUGUGUGCCGUUCAGUGCCCUCCUGGCUACUAUCACCUACGCCGCCAUAAAGAACGAAUCGCUGCGAACGAACCCGCACUUCGGUGCCGCUCCUAAAGUAAUAACUGCUAUAUUGGCUGGCUACGUGCUGGGGCGACUAUCCUACCUGAACAGUUGCGACCAGAAGCUGCGCGCGCUGCCCGCCAACAGCCACCUCGGCAACGUCAUGCGGAAGUACUACGCCGACAACAUCGCGUACUAUACCCCUAAACCCAAGGAACCAGAAAAAAAAUGAUUGUGCUAUUGUGAGCUCGCCUUAUAUCUUAGGUACCAUCGACGCGGCGACGGUAAUAUACCGGCCUCCAUAGGCAAGUUUGAUGCACAGUUAAGAGUUUGUCUGUUAGUGAAUUUCAAUGUUAUCCUGUUUUAAAAAUUUUGAAUUUAUAUAGCAAAGCCAAGUAAAAUACAGUGCCGCUCUUAGUUUAUUGUAAUAAUUACUGUUUCCCCGUUUUUUUGUGAAUUUGUAAGUUAUUAUUUUAUGUAAACAUUCCAAAAACUGCUUCAACUGGGUAUUUAGUUGUCUUACUUUUUUGAAGACUAGUUACCUACCUAUUAUUUUCUGUAAAAUUUGUAAGUAAUUUGUAAGGGAGAUAGGUAUUGAGGCACUUCUAAGUUCCUUGACAAAUUAUAUAUAUGACGGAAUGAGCUCGUCACGUCUGGUGUCUAUUUGUUUCUCUGUCAAAAUAAAAAGCAUUAACAGACUUCAGUUUUCCUUAAAAUAAGAGCAUUAUAAAACGGGCCGUGGCUAUAAAAAUGUAAAGUAUGGGAAUGUAUGCACAGCUUCGAAUGUUGAACUAUUUACUGUAGCCAUUUGCCACAAAUGUUCAUAAACAUAUUACUCUACCUUAUAGGCCAGAUAGGAUGCUAGCUAAACAUUGAAUUUAGAAAUUCAUAUUAUGUAUCAUUCAUUCUCUCACCUAUUAGGUUUCACUCAUUCAGUCAUUGUCACCUAUUAGGUUUGUAGUCAACUUGUUAAAUGUUAAUGAGAUGGUGUAGCUAUGUAGGUACAACUUGGAAAAUUCGCUGAAUUUGAAUUUUAAUAAAAAUACCUACAUACUUGA
Messenger RNA from Helicoverpa armigera (cotton bollworm), 1408 nucleotides. RefSeq names its product OCIA domain-containing protein 1. Bases 139 to 582 code for a protein of 147 amino acids. The record is from RefSeq and is a predicted model, not a curated record. NCBI's taxonomy places the organism in Eukaryota, Metazoa, Arthropoda, Insecta, Lepidoptera, Noctuidae. Gene Ontology annotation, cellular component: endosome. The transcript has 3 exons.